Fraxinus pennsylvanica is the source of this 1509-nucleotide messenger RNA. The record is from the annotation of a GenBank genome assembly. Lineage: Eukaryota; Viridiplantae; Streptophyta; Magnoliopsida; Lamiales; Oleaceae.
AUGGGGCUUCUACGUUGCGUUCAAUCACCUGCAGUAAGCAGCAUUCCUCGAACUGGUUUGAUCGAAAAACCAUUUCUAUGUGGGCACACCGUUGUCAAAUUUAUCAAUAAUAAGAGAAACUGCCCAGAUGCGAGAAAGCUUAAAUUUAUUGAUUUUAGGCCUCAAGCUUCAGGCACCGUGAAAUCCAGCUUGGAGGCACCCAAUGCAACUUCAAUUGAUGCUGGUCUAAAGGACAGCAAUCUUGUUUUUGUCGCUGGUGCGACUGGUAGAGUUGGUUCACGAGCUGUAAGGGAGCUUUUGAAAUUAGGAUUUAAAGUUCGAGCAGGUGUUAGGAAUAUUCAGAGAGCGGAAUCUCUUGUGCAAAGCGUUAAAAGUAUGAAGCUUGGGGACGUGGCAGGAGAAAUUCAACCUAUAGAUAAGCUUGAACUUGUGGAAUGUGAUCUGGAGAAAAAAAAUCAGAUUGGUCCUGCACUGGGCAAUGCAUCAAUUGUUCUAUGUUGUAUUGGCGCCAGCGAGAAGGAGGUUUUUGAUGUAACUGGACCCUAUCGGAUUGACUACCAGGCAACGAAAAAUCUGAUUGAUGCAGCGGCUUCUGCAAAAGUUGAUCACUUCAUUUUGCUGACAUCUCUGGGUACAAACAAAUUUGGAUUUCCCGCGGCUAUCUUGAAUUUGUUUUGGGGAGUCCUUUGUUGGAAAAGGAAAGCAGAAGAAGCCCUACUUGCCAGUGGUCUCCCUUACACAAUAGUGAGACCUGGAGGAAUGGAGCGACCUACUGAUUCAUACAAGGAAACUCACAAUAUUGCUUUGUCACAAGAGGAUACUUUAUUCGGUGGCCAAGUAUCAAAUCUGCAGGUAGCUGAGUUAAUGGCAUUCAUGGCCAAAAACCGUAACCUUUCGUACUGUAAAGUUGUGGAAGUAAUUGCAGAAACUACAGCACCACUGACUUCCAUGGGAGAGCUCCUCAAAAAGAUCCCUUCCCAACGUGAAGAAAUUUACCCAUUCAAGGAAUCAGAUGAUGCAGAUGGACCCCAGCUUGAAGUUCCCGACAAUAUCACCUCUGAGAUCCCAAGCACUUCUGCAGAGGAAAAACCUAAAGAAAUGAAGGCAACCUCAACAACACCGCUUUCUCCAUAUAUUGUUUAUGAAGACUUGAAACCACCAAGCUCUCCCACUCCAACACCGAGUGGUUCCAAAAAGAAACCUUCUAGUGCCCCAACUUUGGCAGAAACGGCACCAGAGCUUAGCAGGGGAAAUGAUGUUGCAAAGAGUAGAAGUACCUCUUAUAUUGCGUCUGAUCUCUCACCGUACCCUGCGUACGAGGACCUCAAGCCCCCUUCAUCACCAUCUCCUAAUGUGCCAAUGAUAUCAGUGAACAACGUAUCUGAGAAUCUUGCUGACAACUCAGGGAAUGUUAAGGAACAUACUGAAUCAAAACCAAGACCCCUUUCACCUUAUGUAAUGUAUGAGGACUUGAAGCCGCCAAGUUCUCCUAUACCUUCGAAGCCUUGA